Paracoccidioides lutzii Pb01 is the source of this 507-nucleotide messenger RNA. RefSeq lists its product as hypothetical. Gene Ontology annotation, molecular function: ATP binding; protein kinase activity. The record is from RefSeq and is a predicted model, not a curated record. The transcript is spliced from 2 exons. Gene Ontology annotation, biological process: regulation of mRNA processing; protein phosphorylation; spliceosomal complex assembly. Bases 1 to 507 code for a protein of 168 amino acids.
AUGCGGCGUUUCGAGAGAAUCCAUGACGUUGUUGAGCCCGUUGAAGAGUAUCACCGGGGAGGAUAUCAUCCAGUACACCUACAUGAUGUAUUCAACAAGAGGUACGAGGUUAUUGGAAAGUUGGCGUUUGGUCGAUUCUCGACAGUAUGGCUCACACACGAUCAAUUACUCCAGCGACAUGUUGCCUUGAAGAUACUGAAAGCAGAUGUUUCCAGAAACAAUAAAGAGCUUGCUAUGCUUCUUAGAUUAUCUGCUCCAGGCCUAGAUCAUCCUGGCAAAAAGCAUGUUAUUGAACUGCUGGAUUAUUUUGAGCAUGAUGGCCCAAAUGGGACACACUUGUGUCUAGUGCUCCCUGCAAUGAUAUCUGACGGUGAAGUAAUAAGUGUCAAUGGAAGGCCGCACCAGGCAGCCUAUGUACGAGUUAUUUCCAAACAAGUCUUGCUGGGUGUUGACUUCCUUCAUAAGCUAGGCAUCACUCACUGUGGUAGGUCAGCGCCUGAAGCAUGA